Messenger RNA from Cutaneotrichosporon cavernicola, 1680 nucleotides. RefSeq lists its product as uncharacterized. NCBI's taxonomy places the organism in Eukaryota, Fungi, Basidiomycota, Tremellomycetes, Trichosporonales, Trichosporonaceae. Gene Ontology annotation, biological process: glutaminyl-tRNAGln biosynthesis via transamidation; mitochondrial translation. Gene Ontology annotation, molecular function: glutaminyl-tRNA synthase (glutamine-hydrolyzing) activity. The record is from RefSeq and is a predicted model, not a curated record. The transcript has 10 exons. The coding region runs from base 1 to 1680 and encodes 559 amino acids. Gene Ontology annotation, cellular component: mitochondrion; glutamyl-tRNA(Gln) amidotransferase complex.
AUGUCGCCCUUGACUUUGGGCUUCAUCACUGAAGAUAACAAGUUCAUCAACAUUGUUAAUCUCGCUGCCAUGGUCUUGCUCACAGCACGAGCGUGGUCUCGAGUGUUUUCUGUGCAGAGCACAGUGGCAGGAUCUUCUCGUCUUGCCAGGCGCGCGGCGAGCACUCAGACUGCGCCUGCGCCCGAUGACGGAUGGGAGUUGGUCGUCGGCCUCGAGAUCCACGCCCAGCUGCGUACCGGCCGCAAGCUGUUCUCUCGUGAGAUCUCAGAGCCUUCUAGGAAGCUUACAUCAGGAUCGCCUCUCAGUUAUGACGAGGACGCGAACACGAACGUCGCCCUCCUCGACGCCGCCUUCCCCGGCACUCUCCCCGUAAUUGACCCCGAAGCUGUGCGACUGUCGCUCAUGACUGCAAUGGCUCUGGGCUGCAAGAUUAACCCCCGCUCUACGUUCGACCGGAAGCACUACUUCUACCACGACAUCCCACCAAGCUACCAGAUCACGCAGCACUACAACCCUAUCGCGCGUGAUGGAAUAGUCCGCUUCGAAGCGGGCGAGGGUGGCGUGCAGAGGGCGUUUGACGUCGGGAUCAUCCAGCUCCAGAUUGAGCAGGACACGGCCAAGAGCCAGACCGUUGGCGGCGAAGUGCUGGUCGAUCUCAACCGCGCGGGUACGGGGUUAAUGGAGAUCGUCACUCAGCCCCACAUGAGAUCUGCGGAAGAAGCCGGCGCGUUCGUACGGAAGCUGCAGGGCUUGCUCCGCCGCGUGGGCUCCGGAGACGGUGACAUGGAGAAGGGCAAUCUCCGCGUCGACGCGAACGUCUCCGUACGCAGACCAGGCGCUCCCUUCGCAACCCGCUGCGAGAUCAAGAACGUCAACUCUGUCCGGUUCCUCCAGCAGGCCAUCGAGGCUGAGCGGCGCCGGCAUAUCGCGCACUACGAGGGCAAUCCGGGUGUUCCUUUGAAGCAGGAGACGCGGGGAUUGAACGAGCUCACGGGGGAGACUUACAGCUUGCGAAGCAAGGAGGAGGCUGAGGACUACCGCUACAUGCCCGAUUCCAAUUUGCCCGCGCUGGCUCUUGAGCAGGAAUACCUUCAGAUACUACAGGAUGGUCUGCCAGAGUUGCCGUGGAGCACCGUCUCGCGUUUGGCAAAAACGUACGGUCUCGACAGGCGAGACGUGGAAACAUUGGUGCACCUGGACGAGUACGCAGGGGCGGGCGCCGCGUUCUUCGAGGAGGCCGCCGGUGGCGACAAGCACCUGGGCAAGAAGGUCUCGAACUGGAUCGUCCACGAGCUCCUUGGCACGUUGACCAAGGCGGACAAGCCGUGGUCACCCGACAUCGUGCCGGCGGCACUGCUCAGUGAGAUCGUCACCGCCGUCGAAGGAGGGAAGAUCAACGGCACGACUGGCCGCAACGUCUUGAAGCAUGUCGUCAGCUCGGGAUCGUCGGGGAACCUCGAUUCACUGCUGCAGGAACUAGGCCUUGCAUCCGACUCUACCGGCGACCUCGAUGGGCUGUGUCAGGAGGUUAUCGCAAAACUCCCCAAGGAAGCGGACAAGGUGCGCAAGGGCAACGAGAAGGUUGUCAUGCGGCUGGUGGGCGAGGUGAUGAAGAUGAGCAAGGGGACGGCGGAUGCGAAGCGGGCACGCGAGGUGCUUCUGGCAUUGCUCAAGCCAUAG